AUGGCCAAUAGACAGAACAGGAAGAUCAAGUUUGGGGACGAUGUGUCUGGUGGGGAGGCCGAGACGCCCAGGAAACCGCAAGCAAAGGCGAAUUUCAAUGUUGUGGCGCGCCAAAGAGAACGGGUGGGCAAAGCUCCCGUGACGGUAGAGUUUGGAUCAGACGAGGAUGACAGCGAGGAGGAGAACGAGAAGCUCGCAACCGGACGCAAGCACGUGGAUAUUCGGCUCAUCAAACAGAAAGCGGCCAAGCUGCUUUCUGUACGCGAGUCGCUCCCCGUUUACCAGGUGAAAAACGAGCUUUUGACGCAGGUCCGCUCUGCGAAGGUGUGUGUGCUGAUUGGAGAGACUGGAUCGGGAAAAUCCACCCAGAUCCCGCAGUUUCUGAUGGACGAGAACAACAAGGGAAUUGCCGUGACGCAGCCGAGACGAGUGGCUGCCAUCAAUCUGGCAACAAGAGUGUCCGAGGAGUACGGGUGUGUUCUGGGACGAGAAGUUGGAUACUCGGUGAGAUUCAACAAUGUUUCCAGCCGCCAGACGAAACUAAAGUAUAUCACGGACGGUAUGCUGCUGAGAGAGCUGAUGCUAGACCCGUUGCUGUCUCGAUACAGCACCGUGAUCAUUGACGAGGCACACGAAAGAACUAUUUUGACAGACCUGCUCAUAGGUUUUCUGAAAGAUUUGGUGUUCAAUAAACGUGCCGACGACGAGUUCAGGGUGAUUAUCAUGUCGGCCACUCUGGACGCAGAGCGGUUCUCGCAAUUCUUCAACAACGCCCCGAUUUUCUUCGUCGAAGGACGAAUGUAUCCUGUCGAGAGAUUUUAUUUAGGCCAGCCGGUGGAGGACAUAGUGGACACGGUGAUCAAGACUGUCGUUCAGUUAAACCAGACAGAGCCGACAGGCGACAUUCUGUGUUUUUUGGCCGGUCAGGAGGACAUCGACAGGGUGGUAGACACCCUGGGCAAGCUUGCUCCCAUUUUGCCCAAAGAGGCACCUAUCUUGGUGCCGAUGCCACUCUAUGCCGCGCUGCCAUCGCACGUGCAGAUGGAGGUGUUCAGACCGGUCAAGGCGAACCAGCGAAAGGUCAUCUUGGCCACAAAUAUCGCAGAAACGUCGGUUACUGUGCCGGGCAUCCGGUACGUGGUGGACUCUGGGCUGCGGAAGGUGAAAGUGUGGAGACACCAGCUGGGACUGUCGACGCUGCUCAUAGCGCCGAUCUCCAAAGCGUCGGCGGCCCAGCGUGCAGGACGUGCUGGCAGAGAGGCGCCUGGAAAAUGCUACAGACUGUACAAGGAGACAGACUAUUUCAAGCUGAGCGACAACACAGAGCCAGAGAUUCUGCGCUCCGACGUCAUUUCGCCGGUGCUCAUGUUGAAGAAGAUGGGCGUGAGCGAUAUUCUGGGGUGGCACUGGCUCGAAAACCCGGGUCGCGAGAGCCUGGUGGCAGCGUUGCAGCAACUUUAUUCUCUGAAUGCUCUGAACGACAGGGGCCAGAUCACAGAGCUGGGCGAAAAAAUGGUGGUUUUGCCCGUGGCGCCGCACCUGGCGGCCGUUCUGAUCCGCGCACACGAACUGGGGUGUCUAGGCCCCGUCAUAGAUAUUGUGGCGUGUCUUUCCGUGGACAAUCUGCUCAUGUCUCCUCCAAGCGAGAGAAGAGAUGAGGUGAACGAGCGCAGGAAGGACACGUGCAAACUGGGCACUAUCUACGGCGAUCUACUGAUGCUCAAAGAGCUGUUCGACCUGUAUGUCUCACUCGCAGACAACACAGAGCGCAAGGACUGGUGCAAACAGCUGUGCAUUAAUUUUAAGGGUUUCAAGGACGUUAUGCGUGUGCGCAGACAAAUUGCCGAGUACAUGGGCAUGCUGAAGAUGCACGAGAGCGACGGCCCGCUGGAUGCGAAGCUUGUGCUCAAGGCGUUUCUUUCCGGGUUUCUCACCAACACAGCCAUCGGAAUGCCCGACAGAAGCUACCGCACGGUGGCCACGGGCGACCUGGUCAGCGUGCACCCGUCGUCGCUGCUAUUUGGCCAGCGGAAGCCGGCAAUCAUGUACAUCGAGUACGUCUACACGGUCAAGGGCUACGCACGGGCGGUCUCCAUGAUUGAGCUCGACUGGCUGCAGGAAGUUGCGCCUCAUCUCUUGGGUAGCAGAGAAAAAAUUAAUUAA
Messenger RNA from Ogataea angusta, 2163 nucleotides. RefSeq lists its product as uncharacterized. The coding region runs from base 1 to 2163 and encodes 720 amino acids. The transcript has a single exon. The record is from RefSeq and is a predicted model, not a curated record. Lineage: Eukaryota; Fungi; Ascomycota; Pichiomycetes; Pichiales; Pichiaceae. Gene Ontology annotation, molecular function: RNA binding; ATP binding. Gene Ontology annotation, cellular component: intracellular anatomical structure; catalytic step 2 spliceosome.